AUAAUGAGAUGGUGAUGAAUCAGAAUUGGAACUGAGAGCCGAAACAGGCGAGAGAAAGGCUGGAGAGACUAAGGGUGCACGUGUUGGAGAGCGAGCGGAGCCCACCAGCUUCAGGGAGGCGGAGGAGAGGAGCAGCAAUCUGCAGCUCAAGCAUCUGAGGACGCUGAGAGACAUGGCUGCUGAUGGACAGGAGGGAGCAGGAAAUACUGGAGCCUCACACUCUGGAGAACAGAUGGAGUUGGACACCUCAUGCAUGGUCCAUCUUCAUCAUCGCUGUGGCUGAGCCUGGAGGACAUCAUCGUCCCUGCAGCUGCAGACGCACGAGAUUCAAAGGGGACAUUGGCAUCGACUACUCAUCAAAGCAGACUAUGGAUUUUAAUGGUACCAAGGAUUAUGAGGUCUCGCCUACAGGACUCCCACAGAACACGAGUGUGGACUAUGACGACAGCUACCACGAGGAGAAUGCCAGCAAAAUCAUCAUCCCAUCUAUCUAUGCUUUGGUCUGCUGUUUAGGACUCACAGGCAAUGCCAUGGUCAUCUACGUGAUUCUGAAGUAUGCCAAAAUGAAAACUGCCACAAACAUCUACAUUCUGAACUUGGCUAUUGCCGACGAGCUGUUCAUGCUGAGCGUUCCUUUUCUGGCAACAUCCGCCGCCAUUCGGCACUGGCCCUUUGGCUCGGUCAUGUGCAGACUGGUGCUGAGUGUGGAUGGUAUCAAUAUGUUCACGUCCAUUUUUUGCCUGACUGUGCUGAGUGUUGACCGUUACGUAGCAGUGGUCCAUCCAAUCAAAGCUGCCCGCUACCGCAGACCAACUGUAGCCAAAGUAGUAAAUGUGUGUGUCUGGGGGCUUUCGUUCAUCGUCAUCCUGCCCAUCAUUAUCUUUGCGGACACUGUCCCUGCAGAGGACGGUGGAGUGGACUGCAACUUCCUGUGGCCCGAGGCGUUCUGGUCAGAGGCUUUUGUGGUGUACACCUUCCUGUUGGGCUUCCUUUUGCCGGUUGGAGCCAUCUGCUUCUGCUAUUGUUUGAUGGUGGCCAGGAUGCGCGCGGUGGGUCUAAAAGCCGGCUGGCUCCAGCGACGCCGGUCGGAGAAGAAGAUAACUCGCAUGGUGCUGCUGGUCGUCGCAGUGUUUGUUCUUUGUUGGAUGCCUUUCUACAUCGUCCAGCUGGUUAGCGUUUUCCACCAUCCGCCCAAUCCCAUGGUCACACAGCUCUUUGUCAUCCUCAGUUAUGCCAACAGUGGUGCUAACCCUAUUCUCUAUGGCUUUGUGUCUGAAAACUUCCGGCGUUCUUUUCAACGAAUUGUGUGUUUUCGGUGGCUGGAGUCGGGGCUGGAUGCAGAGCAGGUGGAUUAUUGCGCAGUUGCCUUGAAGAGGAAAACGACACGUAACCACUUGGAGAUACCCAAGGACUACAUGGCUUCUGAUGUGCUGUUCCGCAAUGGGACGUAUACCUCCCGGACAACUACACUGUAACUCUCAACCAAACCUCAACAAGGAUGUAUCUUAGUGGACCGUUCAAAGAACAGAUGGAAAGCAACAGUAGUGUUUUUAUGACUUUAUUAAAAAAACAACAGUCAAAAAACUAAAAAAUAUCACUUUUUAUCAAGGAAGUGACUUCACUUGAAUAACUACAAGAAACCUGGAUUAUUGGUGUAAACGUCAAACUGAAAAUUAUUCCUUAAUUUUAUCUUUGAUAUAUUGAUUAUAUGUUGUUGUCCAAAGUAUGAGAUCUACUAAUUUUGUGUGUCUUUUGUUUAUGCUACCCUAUCGAAUAGAAAACAUCAUAGACCUCAAAAGAUAACUACCAUCCAAGCCUAUCUCGAGAGCAUACAAACCCAAAAAUAGAAGACAGGAGUAGUUACAUCGAGAGAUAUACCCAAAUUUAAAUUUAAAAUCCUAUCUAAAAUCUUCCACACCCACAUGAAUCAGUUCCUGACAUUUACUUACUCACAUUACACCAACUUCCACCAACACAUCCUACGCCAACUACCAACUAUUGACUGUAUAAUAAUAGAACUGGACUGAGUGACUCCUCCCCCCUAGUGUUCCAAAUAGAAAGUAAUAGAGGGCUCAAAGACACCAAAAUCUUAUAGACCUUUAUAGGGAAAUGAACAGCUAUUACUGUCAUUGUAUUUGUCAGAAUAACCAUCCUUGAUAUGUAAAAUUUUUUAACAUAAUCUUAAUUUUUUUCAUGAUUUUUUUUUUUGGUUACUGCAAGUUUUUCAAGCCAGUGACGUUUGUACACACAUCUUUAAGUUAAUGUAACUUUACAUCUCGCCCCGCUUUUCUCCUUCAAGAUCUGCUGGAAUUAUCAUGUUAAAGGUAGAAAAGUUACAGUAAAUCAAAGAACAUAAACACUGGAGCUCCAGUUCCCAUUAAAUCUGGGGUCUCCAACCUUCGGAACGCCAACCGGAACCAUUCCAAGGGCCGCUCCGUACUGGGCCAUAGAGCAAAAAGUGCAUAAGAUAAUCAGGGGACCGUUGGGAAGCGAGCUGGUUACGCGUCUGAUACCGCAUCCAAAGGGUUAGCGACCCGACAGCUAGUACGUCAAAAAACGAUGAAUUUGGCACCCAAAAGGUGACCUGGAGGGGGCCCAAACCCUACAACCAUAUGACGAGUGAGCUCCUCGAUGAUUGGUCAUAAAUAUGUAAAGGAUAAUGUAGCCUUUGCCACAGUUUUUAAAGGCAAAGUUCAUUCAUUUUUUAAACAAAAAAAUAGGCUAAUUCUAAAUUUUUACAGACUCAGCUGAGGAUCUGACCCAUUUAUAAGCGAGGGAGAGUUUCCUGCAGUUUUUAGUCGGUUUUUAGUUAAUUCCGCCAUUUGAUGAUCAGCUGAGACAGCAGCUAUCCAGAAAAUCAAACAUCUAUGAGUUUAUCCAUCUUCUGUAAUAAUGAAAUCCAAUGUCCCAAGAGUCUCAAACUGCUGGCCUCUAAGACGAUAUUUUGAAAGUUUACUGUUGGUGCGGUGUCUCGUAUAAUUGGCACUUUUACAGUGCUGUGCGCAGAGAUGACGAACCAACCAAUCAAGGUGGGGUGUAUGGCUCUUGGGGAUGUGACAUUGACUGACAUUUAACCCUAACCCCCUCCCCAGACCACAUUAAUCCGUUUCUUACUUUUUUUAGAAAGUGAAUAUUUGCACGUAAUUUUCUCAACACUUCUAUUUAUGCAAAAAAUGUGUUUUUGGUUAAUUGUCUUUGUCUACUGGUAAAGUUUAUUGAACAUUUCUAUGAACUACUAAGCAAUCUCUCCUGCCUGUCCAUGCUUCUUUGAUAAUAUUUUUUUGUAUUUGCUUUGUGAUGUUUCAGCUUUAUGCCUUAAACUUUGCAUUUGUUAUUGCCGUUGGAUCUGGUCGUCAGAAAAGUCCUUAGCAACAGUUGCUAGCGUUGUAGCUCCUGUCGUUUCAUAGGAUAUGCAGAAGAUGCUUAGUAGUACAUAGACAUGAACAAAUGUUCAAUAAUGUUGUCCCCAAGGUACAUUGAGUUUGAGAACCCUGCAAAAGCCCAACAGAUUUCAGUCGACACCCAUCCAAUACGGUCGGAUAUACCUGUGUUUGAUGAAGGUCAGGGAGCAUCACAAAAAUCCAAACCAAAUUCUAAUCAAGGUCAAUAAUAAACUGAGAUAGUAAUGUGUGGUAGAUAUCGAUCAGAUAAUGGUAUGGUUGAUUCAGCUGCUAAUAAAUGUCAUGGUUUGGUCAAAUAUUCACAUUGACGAUGAACUUGAACGUCUGUGUUCCUGUUGUUUUUGUUCUUUUGUAGCAUCUCUGUCAUGAUAAAAAUACUGGACACCAGUCGAAGUGUUUACAUGUACUGACUAGCAUGAAAUGUCUAUUUCAGUGUCCGUUUUGCAGACUAUUUUUUCUAAUUGAACUCAAAACAAACAAACAGAAACUUUUACACAGUUUUCAUGAUAUGAGUCAUUUACUAAAGGACUGUCUGUGAGUACUGACAUUCUUUCUGGAAACUUUGUCUCUUAUUGUUUUUUAUCCUGACGUGUAAUAGAAUGAGUGUGAGUGGAAAAGUGUCUGCAGUUAAUAACGCUAGGUGCACACUGGAUGCUGAAGCAGCGCAGAGCGGAGUGCGCGCGGCAUCCGCUCUCUCCUACAAUUCACACAAGACGCUCAUUUUUCCGUGACGGUUGGCAGGCGCUUUUCUUAGAGCUUGUUUUUGUUUCUGCCAUCAUGGGUAAUUUAAUAACCUAAAAGUAUUACAUUUCUGCUAAGAAGUAGUUAGUAGACCUACACUUCUUUAAUUUAUCUGAUGAGUGUGUGUGUAUGUGCAUGUGUGUGUCUGCUUUUUUGUGUGUGUUGUGAUUGUAUAAUUUCCAUCUCUACAGUCUGUUUA
Oryzias melastigma (Indian medaka) is the source of this 4341-nucleotide messenger RNA. RefSeq names its product somatostatin receptor 1b (gene sstr1b). The transcript has 2 exons. Gene Ontology annotation, biological process: cellular response to glucocorticoid stimulus; neuropeptide signaling pathway. The record is from RefSeq and is a predicted model, not a curated record. Gene Ontology annotation, cellular component: membrane; neuron projection. Gene Ontology annotation, molecular function: neuropeptide binding; somatostatin receptor activity. NCBI's taxonomy places the organism in Eukaryota, Metazoa, Chordata, Actinopteri, Beloniformes, Adrianichthyidae. The coding region runs from base 183 to 1475 and encodes 430 amino acids.